Molecule: messenger RNA, 2343 nt
Organism: Priapulus caudatus
Lineage: Eukaryota; Metazoa; Priapulida; Priapulimorpha; Priapulimorphida; Priapulidae
Product: dentin sialophosphoprotein-like
Exons: 5
Coding region: 1-2343 (780 amino acids)
Source: RefSeq, a predicted model, not a curated record
AUGGCAGAAUCUUGGCUGGCACCCGACCAGCGACGCGAGCGCCAUUCUAUUGGCGAGGACGACGAUGACAAUACUGUUGGCGCUGAUUCUGAUGACGGUGGCAAGGACGACGCUGACAAUACUGUUGGCGCUGAUUCUGAUGACGGUGGCGAGGACGACAAUGAUGACACUGGCGAGGACGACACUAGUGAAAUAAACGCUGACGAUGUCAAUGAAUCUGCUAAUUCCAACAUUGAUAGCAGAUCCUCUUCACAAGACGCAGAUGAAACGGAAACAGUGAACGUAGGAAGCCUUGUUGAUAAAAUGACUGGUAAUGACGGCAAAAAUGACGAUACUGGUAGCGACAGCGGCAACGAUGCCAGCAACGAUGGCGAUACCAGCAGCAACAGCGACGACGAUGACGUUCCCGCCGAUGGGAGCGACGACGUGCCCUCCAAUCCGCGCUUCUCUCCCGUGAUGAUGGCGGAAGAACGGGCCAGGCGACGCCCAGCUGACUGGCAGGAGUGGGGAGCCUGGUCCGAGUGCACUGCGUGUGGUGGCUGUGGAUCCCGGCAGAGGUCGCGAGAGUGCAUGCUCGGAGCCAGGGGCCAAACAUUAUAUUGGAACGAUAUUCUGGUGAAGAUGAAAGCUUCUGCUGGUUUGCUCGCAUUCAUAAUCGUCAGCGCCGUAGCGAGUGCGCAUGCGCAGGAUAUCACCACCGAGUCUUCGCAAUCCGCCGACGACCGCCUUGUCAACGCGACUGUAUUACCGGUUCCGGCGGAAGAAGGGGAGGCCACGCUUUCCAACAGCACAGAUAACAACAUUACGACAACAACACAGAGCAGUAGCACUCCGGUGGGCGGCGUCGGCGACCGUGACGAUAGCGACACAGACAAUGACGGCGUUGUCCAGCCAGUAACCGCCGGUCCAGGGUCCGGGAACCACGCAUUCAUACGAGACAGUAUUGCAGUAGAAGAUACGAUCUUGUCACCGACAGAGGGCGCUAUCGUUGAAGGCGAAGCAGACGAGAGUGUCAGCCCGAGCGAAGAACAAUCGGCAGCUGAUAGCGACGAUAGCAACCGCCAGGCACCAGACCUCUUUCCCUCCUCACAAGAAACCAACACGGAAACCUCUACCGUACACGAAGAACCCCGCACUGACUCUAACCCGUCGUCAGAGGGCAGCACCGACGCAGCCGUCAAUCAUGGCACCGGCGCCACCGUCGACGAUUCUAAGCCUUCGAUCACGGGACGUGGCAACAGGAAGACAAAAAAAUAUUUCGAGCAGAUAGGACCUUUGCGAGCGCAUGUAUCUGGCGGUGAUGAGAACGUAGUUGGCAGCAGAGGCGAUAUUUCGCGUGACCAGUCGCUCGUAGAUGAUUCUGUGGAUGCGGACUCCGAUGACAACAUUGAGACACGAGUCAUUGAGCCGCUGUCCGUCAGUGCUGGCGACGAUACGCACAACAGCAGCACCGCAGAGGGCGACGGGACCGGCAUAGACGAUAACAACGUUGACGAUGAUUUGCAGAGCAGCCGCACGACAGAGGGCGACGGCACCGACACUGACGAUAACAUCGUUGUCGAUGAAACACACGGGAGCAGUACCACAAGGAGCGACGACGCCAAUAAUGACGAUAGCAACGUGGCACCUCCACAAGACGACGAUGUCUCCGCGCAACGUUCUAAUGGCGCCGGCCUCGGAAGAGGUAGUGCUGUAAUAGAGGAUACGAUCGUGUCUCCAACAGAUGGCGUGGUCGGCAGUGACAACGCAGACGAUAACUCACGGAGUUACAACGUGAGUGAAGAAUAUUCAACAGGUGAUGACGUCACUAAUAGCAACGGGCAGAAAACAGACGUCUCACGUUCUCCACAAAAUACCAACAAGGAAAUGCAUGAUCCAAAACCAGACACCGACGCGUACCCACCGCCAGAGGACAGCACUGACGCAAGUACAGAAACAGUCGACGUAAUUCGACAAACGAAGGGACGAUAUUUCGAUCAGAUUGGACCAUUGGGAGCAAAGCUAAUCGAAGGUGAAGACGACACGGACGGUGACGCUGACAAUACUGUUGGCGCUGAUUCUGAUGACGGUGGCGAGGAUGACGAUGACAAUACUGUUGGCGCUGAUUCUGAUGACGGUGGCGAGGACGACGAUGACAAUACUGUUGGCGCUGAUUCUGAUGACGGUGUGGCCGUGGGCGUCGAUUCCGGCUUCCUCGUGUGCGUGCGUGCACGAGCUUGGGCGGUGACAAUCGUCAACGGCGUCGUCGUCAUCGUCGACGGCGUAGUUAUAAUGGUCAUUGGUGUUGUCGUCUUCGUCAUCGGCGUCGCCGCCACCGCUGCGAUUUCCGAUUUUCGCGUGUAG